Perca flavescens (yellow perch) is the source of this 4387-nucleotide messenger RNA. RefSeq names its product CD48 antigen-like. The record is from RefSeq and is a predicted model, not a curated record. Bases 157 to 1047 code for a protein of 296 amino acids. Lineage: Eukaryota; Metazoa; Chordata; Actinopteri; Perciformes; Percidae. The transcript has a single exon. Gene Ontology annotation, cellular component: membrane.
CAUUUUAGACUACCCAUAACAAUCUUUCGGGUAGUAAUGAUAUGAUACUUUCGGUAUGAUUCGUUACAUUUUAUUUGUUUAUACAAUUUAAGUUAUCCUUUUAUUCAGUGUUCACUGUAUGUGGGUUGAUGUGCGAGCUAAAAAAAAAAUGUUGUUAUGAAGGUCGAUAUUCUUCCUCUCCGGUGUUGGCUGCUGAUGACGGCGCUGAACUUCGCUCUAGCCCGGCACAAGUUAACCCCAUUAACCCCGAUAUACUACCAGGAUGGCGGGGAGCUAACGCUGGACGUGAGGCCUCCUCCUCCUGAACCUCUCACCAACAUCCUGUGGAUCUUUCAGAGUAACACGGUAGCUGAGUGGGUCAAAGAUGACUUUCUGACUUAUUACGGAACUUUUAUUGGCCGCACAGCCCUGGAUUUAUUCACUGGACGUUUGGUAAUCAACAAAAUAACUAAAGCUGACAUGGGGGUGUAUUCAGUGACAGUCAACAACAAGGUCCAGAAUGAGAAAUAUAACGCUGUAUGGAUCAAAGUAGUCCCCCAGCCUGAGGUAUGGAUCAGACCGUUCAUAUGUUCCCCCGCUUUUGACAGCUGUACGCUGAGCUGUUACGCGGACACCACAGACGCUGGACCGGUCACCUACAGCUGGAAGAUGGGAGACGGAGAGUGGAAGGAGUCGGGAAAGGACUUGGACAUCACCAAGAGUGGGACAUCAGAUGUGAAGACCUUCACCUGCCGGAUACAGAACCCAGUGAGCGAGAGAGACAGUGAACCCAAAAGAAAUCCGCUCUUAAAAGAGCCAGAAAGCUCUGGAGUUUAUUGGUGGAUUGUGGCUGCCAUUAUUGUGGUCCUCGCUGUUGUGGUUGUUGCGUUAUGGUGUUUCAACAUUCGAGGCGACACUAGCCUUGAUGCUACGGAUGAAUAUAGACCGCCAACACCUGCUGGGGGUACGGGAUCCGACAAUUUCGUUGAUACAUCCCAUAGCAAUGAAUUGCAAAGAGGACUGUGGAGGGAUCUGAAGCUUUGCUGUGACAGAAAGACUCAGAUUUAAUUCCACAUGUAACCAAUAUGCUGUAUGUUCAUGUAACAUAUUCAUGUAAGAAUAUCCUUUAUUAUUUUGGAUUGGCAACCACGUAAACACCUCGUAAUGCAUAGCGUAUAGCUACAUUUAAAAACAUCACAACAUCCCCACACUCGCCUACAUGGCACAAAAAUACCAAUGUGACAAGAAGUACUUAAUUGACCAGCAUAAUGAAUAACAUAAACCGUCAAGUGUUUCAACGCAUGCUUGAUACAAAUAGUGUAGGGAAACCGUCACGUUAUUUCUACUACACAUUUGUGCGCAUGCGCAUAUCGAAUCGUGCAGGCAACACGGAUGCAUACUACUCAGUGCGUGGCUGCUUGUUAAUAAAGGGCGCUUGGGCGAGAAAUAGAAAUAAAUAGACAUAAAUAGGCAACAUAAAGUCAUUCCGCACGUUGUAAUCAAAACAAUACACAUACGAUUGUGUACUACUGCAGGUUAUGUUUGUUAAAUGAAGCCCAAAAUAUAUGGUUAACAUUAACCAUAGCUAACGUCAAUGGUAGUUAGCAGCUAGCUAACGCUAGCUAGAAGGGUUUGUCGUGACUUUGCCUGGAACGCUACCUGGUCGUGAGUCGUGACUUGGAAGUCGUAACUUACGGGAUAAAAAUUCUGUCUGCGACGCAGCAUAAAACACAAAGAUAAUAUAAAAAUAAAAAUAUUUAAUAGUUUACUCAUACGAUGUGCUGGCUGAUAGUAAUCGCCUCAGCGUUGACUAAAAAUAGGUUUUAAUUAGUUAACUAUUUUCUAUGUAAAUACAAGAUGUUUAUUGCGGUUUUAUGGGCAAUGGACCCCGAUAAAUGAUUUUUUGGUGACCUAAAGCUGGUCUCUAAUUGGUUUCUUGAAGAGUCUCCUCUGCGUCCCUGGUGAAUCAGAUUUGGAUACAUGUUAUUUUAUGCAAUCUGAUUGAUUCUCGACACCUGUCAUUGAACUUCACGCUCUUGGCCGUUAAACGACAAGACGAUACCGUAACUCCGCCAAAACCUUGCAAGCUGACGAUCACACAAAUCACUUUCGUGGAGAUGAUGGCAAAAGUUAAAUCAAAUUCUGUCAUUUAUAUACAAAAAAGACCUUUCUCCAUGCCUGGGUCUCGACCUCCAGGCUCACCAGCCUCCCUUCCAAGCCCAGCUAAGUGCCUCCAAGCCUGGGUCUCGACCUCCAGGCCCACCAGCCUCCCACCUAACACCCAACUAAGUGCCUCCAGGUCUGGGUUUUGACUUCCAGGCCCACCAGCCUCCCACCUAACCCCAACUAAGUGCCUCCAGGUCUGGGUUUUGACCUCCAGGCCCACCAGCCUCCCACCUAACCCCAACUAAGUGCCUCCAGGUCUGGGUCUUGAUCUCCAGGCCUACCACCCCAAUCUCCUAACCCCAUCCCACGUUCGCUGGAUGAAAAAAAGAGGAUAGAGGAUCUCGGACCGGACCAACCCGAUUUACAAAUCCAGCAGCAGGCCAGUGCAGUGACUGAGGAUGAAGCUACACCGGGGGCUUUACCCACUCUUGUUAUGCGAAACAGAGUUGGCUAGGUGGAUGUGGUGUUAGUAGCCGCGGCCAUCUUGAUAAUAGCAUGUAUACGUGCAGUUUAGUGUCCCAAGUAACCCCAUUUGUAUAGGUCCUAUCCCAUGACCAAUCAACUAUCCUAACCACUCAAGGUGAAAUGCCUAACCACAACCAAUCGAGCUUCCUCGUAGGGCGGGUCUUGGCCUGGCCCUAAUGGGAUUUGGGACGCUAUAAACUGCACGUAAACUGCAUGAAGCUAACGUUUUUUGGCAGAGUUAGCAUUGCUGAACAACUAGAUGAAGGCUACAGGAUUGGCAUUAGAAGGCACUACGGAGAGGUGGCAACAAAUCAACACAUACUUUUCCUUGAUAACCCAAAUACCCACUACAUCCACUAUUACGCACAUCAGCUCAACCUGAUAAUGCAACAGGCCACCUCUACCAUAUCCAAGGUGAGAAUUAUUUUUUCUAACAUUGGUGGAUUUGCCAGCUUUUAAGUCACCCAAGCGGACAUGUUUUCUGGAUAAAGUUGUUGCCCAUAGACUGCCAAGAUCCAGCCACCGCUGUUUUGAGAGCAUACAAGACUCAGAUGACUUUGACCCCAGUACUGUCAGAGAAGCAGUAGCCCACGCCAUGCUACUGGAGGAUCAGGAUUUUAAGUUCUUUCUGGAACUUUAUCACCACAUCAUGCCACAUGUAGACUUCCUCUAUGCCAAGCUCCAGAAGAAGAACAUUGAUUCAGUCCAUAUCAAAGGGAGCAUCCGACAGUUCCAACAGGAAAAACAAACGAUCAGGUAACUGUAUUCCUGUAAUAUUGAUCAGUAUUUGCUUUCUCUUUCAUUGUGAACUCUCUUUGUCUUUUGCCAAUAUUAUAAUAAAUUAUUUUCUUUGCAAAAACUCUCUCCAUUCCAUUGGUGAGCAAUUGAUUUUGAAUCGAAUCUUGAGCCCAAAAAUCGAUAUUGAAUCGGGACAUUUUCUGAAUUAUGCACCCCUAGAAAUCAAAAAGUCAGAAUACCAAUUUACAUUAUUGUCGUGCUGCAGAGAUGUCCUGCCCACGCUCUAUUGUUCUUUUGAAAGUCAUUGCAGAAGUUACAACUACUACCUUACCUUUACAUAGAGGUGUGUAUAUAUAUAUAUAUAUAUAUAUAUAUAUAUAUAUAUAUAUAUUAUUAAGCAAAUAAUGUCCCUGUCUGAAAUUGGGCGGUGCUAUACCUGUCAAUGUUUUUUUUUUUUUAUCUUGCUUCAAUUACUAGUUAAAGAAGAGAUGAGUUGAAUGUACAUCAUAUAAACAGAUCACAGGGUGAAAAGAUGAGGUCUUUAAAGUUACUGGACUAUUAUGUUUUUUAUGCACUGUCUCUUAUGCAUGUCUCUCUCUUGCUUAAGGAAUGUUAUACCUGUCAGUGUUUUUUUUUUUAUCUUUCUUCAGUUAAAGAAGAGAUGAGUUGAAUGUAAAUAUUGUAAACGUAUCAUAUUACACACGCUGUUAUGGCAAAGUAAAAAGAUGACGUGACUUUUUAAGUAAAGGUGUGUAAAGGUAGAUGUCAAAGCAUUUGGACCAUCUAGAUAUGCUAUAUAUGAUAUGAAUCAACCUGGCCUAACAUCUUUUUUUAAGCACUGUCUCUUGUAUUCUACAUGGUGUGUUUUGCUUUUAUUGUCGUCCUCAUUUAGUCACAUGUCAUCUUGUUGAUGAGGCAGAGAUCAGAGAAAAAAACCACUUGAUGCCACUAUUUUUUUAUUUAUUUACAAUAGUUAGCACUUGUUUUUUGAUUUGCUGUUUAUACAAUGUGCCUUAUCAAUAAAUCUGUGACACUGCUA